CCGAUUUGUGACAUGUCAAGAACAACACAUACCCUUGAUGCGGAAGCCCAUCUAUGUCACCUUCAAAUAGCUUCAACUGCCGAGGAGAAUUCGGUGUCCCUCGGGAUUGAUAUUUUCGAUGCAUUACUGACAUUUAAUAGGACGGGCCGUGUUUUGACGAUUCUUGGUCCUCUUGGUCUUCAAAAUACUUCUGGCUUAUGUCCCUUACAAAUGUUAUCGCUUUGCAGAAAAUCUCACUCCCAUGUACGUAGACAUGUGGAUUUGUUAGAGUACAGAGCAAAAAUCCUUAGAAGAUUCUGGGAAUGACGACUGGCGCGAACUUAUAUGACCCUGACAUAAGCAAGCUGACAGAAACGAGAAUUGCAGAUGGUGUAUUCUGGGUGUUCUUUCAUAUGCCCCUAUGAACCAUCGGAAUGCUGCCGAUAUGCAUCGACCUGCUAGCGCCCAGCGACGAAUCCUUCCCGAUUCAAAACGUCGUGUCCCAAACCGUCCGCCGAUUGCAUCCCCAGCCUUGGAACUGAACCACUUCCCCCAUACAUCCGAGUCUGUAACAGCGCAAUUCCUCCAAUCUUUCCCGCAGCUGUCUCCUCCGCAUCGACAUAGCAUUCUCCUUGCUCUUCUUAAGCAAUGCAACCCCGCAGACAUGGUAUUUUUAGCUGCUGUUAUGCCGCGGCUUCACAGAGACUUCUUGCGGCUUCUCCCGCGAGAAGCUAGCCACCGCAUUGUUUUCUAUAUACAUCCGCGAGACUUUUGCACAGUAGCACAGGUCAGUAAGGCAUGGCGCCAGGUUUUGAAAGACAGGCUCCUGUGGCAAAAGCUGUAUACUCGAAUUGGACUAGGAACGUUGGCCACAGAAUAUUAUCAAUGCCAUGAAGCAAUGAAAAUCAAUGCGAAGCGUCUUCACUCAUUGAGCAAUUGGACUGAAGGUCAACUAGAAUGCAUACAAUUCAAGGCGCACAACUUGGCCAUUUUGUCUUUGUGCUUCGAUGGAAAACGAAUUGUGACUGCUGGUGCAGAUAAGCUGGUCCGAAUGCACGACGCGAUCACAGGUGAAUGCGUGAUGAGUUUAAGUGGACAGGAUUUUACAUGUGUGCAGUUCGACGACCGCCAGAUUAUCACCGGAAGUGCAGAUGGUAUGGUGCGCAUAUGGGCGAGCAAAACCGGGACGCUCUUGCAUGCUUCCGUGGGCCAUACGGAUGCAAUCACUUGUCUAAAAUUCAGUUCUAUGAUUCUGAUAACCGGUUCGGCUGAUCGAACUGUGAAGAUUUGGGAACUGGCUCAAGCUCCGGCCAAUAAUUCUAAAAUUUCUCGGAGUCGGUCACCCACCAGAAAUGGUCGAAAUACGAAAACUGUUGCCGUUGAGAAUCAGUUGGAUAAAGUUACUAUGCUGCGCACGCUGACAGGACAUCAGGCCGGCAUUAAAUGUUUGGACUUCACGCAAUAUGUACUGAUCAGCGGAGAUGUUCAGGGUUGUCUUCGAAUAUGGCACGUCCAAAGCGGAAACUGUCUGAGCAUCGUAAAAAUCCAUACGUCUCUCGAGCUGCCUGUGUUCUUCUCCUUGCGAAAAAUGCACCACGAUGCAGAUAUGAGAAGAACAUCGGGAGGGGAUCACGAUCCCGUCUCGUGUAUCUGCUAUAAUGGCCGAUCUUUGCUAUUCAGCACCUUCUCAGGGCGAGUGUUUUUCUAUGAUGUGUGUCCAUACGAAACUGAUCUCGGAUCAGGUAUCGUUUAUGAAAACAUACGGGAUUGGGCAAACGCAAGAACUACCUUCAAACUGAAGGGUGUAUAUAAGACAGACGCGGUACGAGUGGCAUCCCGACCUGUAGCUACCUUAUCCACUCCCAGACACACCACGGGCACUGGAACGGGGCCAGUGGCGGCUGACGGAAAUGCAACUGAGAACUUAUUGCCAGCAACCACAAUGCGUAAAUGGACUUUGUGCGCGCAAUUGGAUGAAUGGAAAUUGAUAGCUGGUAGCAGCGACGGGAGGUGCAUCGUAUGGAAUCAUUUGACAGGGAAAAGCAUGUAUUGCCUGAAAGGGUGCACAAUUGAAGGCGGAGAGGGACCAGUCCUACUGAUGGGAGAAAACUGCCAGAACGAAGUUGAGAAAGCAGUAACCGGGCUCGCAUUUGAUGACAAGUACGUAGUUGUUGGAAGUGCAGAUGGGCUGAUACGAGUGUGGUCCGCAAAAGAAGGCACGGUGAUAUGAAGGUCCGAAAUAAUGACACAUGAACGGAUCUCCAGCCGAGAUGCUGAGUACGAUAUAUCGAGGUUCCUAUCCCAGAGAUUUGUCUCAGCGAUAUCAUCACUGCAAUCCCAACGCCAUGGUGUUUUGGGGACACCUGCCAGUAACCAAGCGCCACCCAGUCCGGUGGGUGAAGCGAUCCUUCUCAGCCCUUUGAUGGUUAUAAAUACCAAGACUAUUCUAUCCGCGGACUUCUGCCAAGCAUUUCAGUCCAACAGUGGAUGGACGCGAAAUAUUACCUGAACGAUGAUUUCCCCAAAUUAGAGGGAACGAAAUGUGGAGGGACCGACACAUUAGUUGUAUUAGUACCCACACCCCCUUGGCAUGCUACAUCUCUUCCGCUCUUAUAAAAAGACAGACUGUGCUAUUUGCCGCUCUGAUACAGAAAUUGCUUUUACAAGACAUAAUUCUCCAGUCAUU
Molecule: messenger RNA, 2665 nt
Organism: Spizellomyces punctatus DAOM BR117
Lineage: Eukaryota; Fungi; Chytridiomycota; Chytridiomycetes; Spizellomycetales; Spizellomycetaceae
Exons: 3
Coding region: 401-2209 (602 amino acids)
Molecular function (GO): protein binding
Source: RefSeq, a predicted model, not a curated record